AGGCCGCCAGCGUCUCCCCCUCCUCCUCUUCCAGCGGGGCCUGGGUGGCGGCGGGCCGGGUCCCCGGGUGCCCAGCAUGGCGGGGCAGCGGGUGGAAGUGGACGGCGGCAUCAUGGAAGGGGGCGGCCAGAUCCUGAGGGUCACCACGGCCCUGAGCUGCCUCCUGGGCCUGCCCUUGCGGGUGCAGAAGAUCCGGGCCGGGCGCAGCACACCGGGCUUGAGGCCUCAACAUUUAUCUGGAUUGGAAAUGAUUCGAGAUUUGUGUGACGGACAGCUGGAGGGGGCAGAAAUCGGCUCAACGGAAAUAACAUUUACACCAGAGAAGAUCAAAGGUGGAGUCCAUACAGCAGAUACCAAGACUGCAGGGAGUGUGUGCCUCUUGAUGCAGGUGUCCAUGCCCUGUGUGCUCUUCGCUGCCUCACCGUCCGAGCUUCGUUUGAAAGGUGGAACCAAUGCAGAAAUGGCACCGCAGAUCGAUCACAUGACAAUGGUUUUCAAGCCAAUUGUAGAAAAAUUUGGUUUCACAUUUAACUGUGACAUUAAAAUGAGGGGCUACUACCCAAAGGGGGGUGGGGAAGUGAUUAUCCGGACAUCGCCAGUUAAGCAGUUGAACCCAAUAGAUUUAACUGACCGUGGCACCGUGACUAAGAUACAUGGAAGAGCUUUUGUUGCUGGUGUUCUACCACUUAAAUUGGCAAAAGAUAUGGCUGCAGCAGCUGUGCGGUGCAUCAGAAAAGAGAUUAGGGAUCUGUACGUUAACAUUCAGUCUGUCCAGGAGCCGAAGGACCAAGCUUUCGGCAAUGGAAGUGGAAUAAUCAUUGUUGCCGAGACAUCCACCGGCUGUUUGAUUUCUGGGUCGGCACUUGGUAAACGAGGUGUCAAUGCAGACAAGGUUGGAAUUGAUGCCGCUGAAAUGCUACUUUCAAAUCUUAGACAUGGUGGUGCUGUGGAUGAGUAUCUCCAAGACCAGCUCAUCAUUUUUAUGGCGCUGGCCAAUGGCGUUUCUAGAAUUAAGACAGGACCAGUUACACUCCAUACACAAACAGUUAUUCAUUUUGCUGAACAACUGACAAAGGCUAAAUUUACUGUGACGAAAUCAGAAGAUGAAGAAGAUGCUUCUAAAGACUCUUAUAUUAUUGAAUGCCAAGGAAUUGGGAUGACAAAUCCACAUCUCUAGAUUGCCUUUUGAAUGACACUUCAGUGGUAUAUUGCACUAAUUCAUUACAUAAUUUUUUUCAGAACAGUAACUUCUAAGAAAUUAUUUUAAGGACCUGUCUCAAAUUUGGAGAUGAAAUAUUUAGAGUGUCACGAAUUUGUUGAAAGUUUUUCAUUGAAUCCCAUUUUGAAUAUCUCUUGAGAUAUGACCAUGUAAUAUGAAUUGUUAAAUACGUAUGUGCUAGUUGAUUUCACUAUUCAAGUGAAAUAAAAUCUUUUUUGUUUCAAG
Messenger RNA from Sorex fumeus (smoky shrew), 1444 nucleotides. RefSeq names its product RNA 3'-terminal phosphate cyclase (gene RTCA). The transcript has 11 exons. The coding region runs from base 77 to 1177 and encodes 366 amino acids. Gene Ontology annotation, biological process: RNA processing. Lineage: Eukaryota; Metazoa; Chordata; Mammalia; Eulipotyphla; Soricidae. Gene Ontology annotation, molecular function: RNA-3'-phosphate cyclase activity. Gene Ontology annotation, cellular component: nucleus. The record is from RefSeq and is a predicted model, not a curated record.